AUGGUAGCUCAGAUAUAUGUGGAUGACAUUAUCUUUGGCGGGAUGUUAGAUGAGAUGGACCAAACUUUUGUCAUGCAGAUGCAAUCUGAGUUUGAGAUGAGCUUGGAGAAAUAUGCAAAGAGUAUUGUGAAGAAGUUUGGAUUGGAAAAUGCAAGCCACAAACUAAAUCCUGCUCCUACACACUUCAAGCUAACCAUGGAUGAAAAAGGGGUUGGUAUUGAUCAAAGUUUGUAUAGAAGUAUGAUUGGUAGCCUCCUCUACCUUACUGCAAGCAGACCAGACAUUACUUUUGCUAUUGGAGUAUGUGCUAGGUAUCAAGAAGAACCUAAAGUGAUUCAUCUCAAUCAAGUCAAAAGGAUUCUGAAGUAUGUGAAUGGUACGUACAACUAUGGUAUACUGUACUCACAUAACUCAAACACUAAGUUAUUGGGUUAUUGUGAUGCUGAUUGGGAUGGAAGUGUUGAUGACAGAAAGAGUACCUCUGGUGGAUGUUUCUUUCUAGGAAACAAUUUCAUGCUAUGGUUCAGCAAGAAGCAUAAUUGUGUAUGGCUUUCCACAUCUGAAGCUGAGUAUAUAGCAGCGGAUAGUAGUUUCUCUUAA
Vicia villosa (hairy vetch) is the source of this 600-nucleotide messenger RNA. RefSeq names its product secreted RxLR effector protein 161-like. NCBI's taxonomy places the organism in Eukaryota, Viridiplantae, Streptophyta, Magnoliopsida, Fabales, Fabaceae. The coding region runs from base 1 to 600 and encodes 199 amino acids. The record is from RefSeq and is a predicted model, not a curated record. The transcript is spliced from 2 exons.